Molecule: messenger RNA, 1770 nt
Organism: Exophiala aquamarina CBS 119918
Lineage: Eukaryota; Fungi; Ascomycota; Eurotiomycetes; Chaetothyriales; Herpotrichiellaceae
Exons: 6
Coding region: 1-1770 (589 amino acids)
Molecular function (GO): dipeptidyl-peptidase activity
Source: RefSeq, a predicted model, not a curated record
AUGGGUCUUAAAAGUCGUCCAUCGAUAAUGCAAACAAUCCAUCGGGAAAGAUAUGUGCUGGAGCAAAAUGUGGAUGUCCCCCUUAAGACUACCGGCACGGGUGAUAUAAUCCGUGCAAACGUCUACCGACCAAAAGAUGAGGGUCAGUACCCAGUUAUAGUCACGUAUGGACCGUUGAGCUCUAACCGCCACUACAGAUUCCACCCGCAAUCUUUUGCAGAAGUAAAUGAAGCCCAAAAGUCCGAGGAUUCGGCAUGGGAGACUCCAGACCCGGGCUUUUGGACUUCUCAAGGAUAUGUUGUUGUCCGAGCUGAUGAGCGCGGCUGUGGCCAGUCGCCUGGUCUUCUGGACACGAUGAGUGCCGGAACAGCCGAUUGUUUCUCCGACCUAGUGGAAUGGGCGAGUGAGCAAUCCUGGAGCAAUGGGAAGGUUGGCCUCUUGGGCAUCAGUUACUAUGCUGGUUCUCAAUGGAGAGUCGCGGCGAAGCGACCAAAAGGCCUGGCGGCCAUGAUUCCCUGGGAGGCAGGAAUGUCCGACUACUAUCGGGAUCGUGUCCGUCACGGUGGUAUUCUAUCGAACACUUUCAUCAAGCGUUGGUGGACCCGUCAAGUACUUUCGAAUCAAUAUGGUCUGCCAGGAAGAGCUAAACGAAACUGGGGACCUGACACCAUCGAUGGAGAUCUGCCCGAGGACGAGCUUGCCCGUAAUCGACAGGACCAGACCGAGGACACUGCCAAAUAUAAAUUCAGGGACGAGCAAUAUUACUCUUCCAAGGAUUUUGAACUUGCAAGAAUUGAAGUACCACUCCUCAGUGUCGGCAACUGGGGAGGUAUAUUGUUACACUUACGUGGAAACGUGCUUGGCUACAUGAACGCCGGUUCGAAGUACAAGUACUUGCGCUUCAUCACCGGGAGGCACGACCUACCAUUCUACUAUGAACAGGAGGUGGCCUUGCAGUUGUCCUUCCUGAACGCCUUCCUCAAAGGCAAAGAUGACGCCGGCUGGGGUGUCCCUGGGAAACUCGCUCCUGUUGACUUGGUGUUGCGUCAGGGCUCCCCUGGCUACAACGAUGCCGCGGCUGAGCUAAAAACUUUCCCUCGUCGUUCUGAAAUGGAGUGGCCAAUUGCUCGCACAGUAUAUCGAAAAUGGCAUUUGACCAACGACAAAACACUGGAGCAAGCAAAUAACAAUGGCACGGGUUCCGUUAUUUCAUAUGAUGCUCCCAAAGGGACUGUUACGUUUGAGACGUCACGGUUUGCGCAAGAGACAGAAGUCACAGGCCAUCCAAUGGUCCGGCUGUCCAUGUCAGUAGGUUCCAAGAAUGGAUAUACUCCCACCGAAAUGGAUAUCUUUGCGACCCUUCGCCACGUUGGUCCGGACGGCAAUGAAAUAUUCUAUACAGGAACAACAGGCGAUCCGGUCCCGGUCAGCAAAGGUUGGCUCCGCACAUCCUUAAGGAAGGUUGAUUCAAGUCACCCGCAACACAAGGAAUACCUCCCGUAUCGCGCGUAUCUCUCCACCGAUGUCCAGACUGUCCAAGUUGGCGAGGUAUAUACUUUCGACGUGGAAAUCUGGCCCACUAACGUUGUGGUGUCGCCGGGAGGGAAACUACUCCUGGAACUCUCCAGUGGCGACACUCAAGGGUCUGGGAUUUUCGAGCAUAAUCACCCUGAGGAUCGAGCAGAACGGAAGCUCCAGGGAGUGAACAUUGUUCACCUUGGGCCAGGUUAUGAGAACUACCUCGUCCUCCCAGUUAUCCCGCAGAGGUAG